Molecule: messenger RNA, 188 nt
Organism: Acaulospora morrowiae
Lineage: Eukaryota; Fungi; Glomeromycota; Glomeromycetes; Diversisporales; Acaulosporaceae
Source: the annotation of a GenBank genome assembly
AUGGAAGUCGAAUAUGGCUUGCUUGUACAACAAUUGGAAACCUUGUUUGCUGAGCCCGUUAAAGAUUUGGAUAGUCUGGUUGAAGCCUUAAAACAGAUCGCCCGGAAGGCUCAUACGACCGUUCAUUAUUUUACGGCUUUUCUCCUUGCACACCCCUUCAACAGAGAAGACCUUGGUUUGAAUGAAGG